AAAAUAGAACACUAAAUUCGAAACAAAGUUGGUACAGAUUUUGAAAACUAUUUUCCCAAAAAAACCUAAACAAAGCCCUGGAACAAAUCGAUGAAAACACUAUGUGGGCGUUCUGGUUCCGCCACUGACAGUUCAACCAAAACAAGCACUUUCAACCCCAAACCCGCCUCCACAGUCCAAGAAUGUAACACUUUCGUCAACUCCAAGUGUCAACAAAGUGGCAAAAAAUGAGCAGCUUGACCAUUCUGGACGACGCCGCCCUCUACGACAACGCUCUCACCCUCGAGAUCGGCCCCCUUGAAACCGUCCACAAAUGGAAGCGUAUGCCCGAAUGUGACGAGUUCGUGGGGGCCCGCCGCAGCAAGCACACCGUGGUCGCGUACAAGGGGGCGAUUUACGUGUUCGGCGGCGACAACGGCAAGAGCAUGCUCAACGACCUGCUUCGCUUCGACGUGAAGGAGAAGUCGUGGGGGCGCGCCUUCGCCAACGGCUGCCCGCCGGCUCCCAGGUACCACCACUCCGCCGUGGUGUACAAGAACUCCAUGUUCGUGUUCGGGGGGUACACGGGUGACAUCCAUUCCAAUUCCAACCUGACCAACAAGAACGAUUUGUUCGAGUAUAAGUUUCACUCGGGGCAGUGGGUGGAGUGGAGGUUCCUGGGGGUGACGCCGGAGCCGCGGUCGGCGCAUGGGGCCGCGGUGUACGACAACAAGCUGUGGAUUUUCGCGGGGUAUGAUGGAAACGCGCGUUUGAACGACAUGUGGACGAUUUCUUUGAAUGGGGAGAGUCGGUGCUGGGUCAAGGUGAUGCAGCAGGGGGAGUGCCCCCCGACUUGCUGCAACUUCCCGGUGGCGGUGGCUAGGGAGAAAAUGUACGUGUUUAGUGGACAAAGUGGGGCCCAGAUUACCAAUUCGCUGUUCCAGUUCAACUUCAACACCCAUACGUGGACUCGCAUCACGACUGACCACAUCCUUCGUGGGGCCCCGCCGCCCCCGGCUCGCCGCUACGGCCACACUAUGGUGGCCUUCGACCGCCACUUGUACGUGUUCGGGGGCGCCGCCGACAGCACCCUGUCCAACGACCUCCACUGCUUCGACUUGGACUCGCAGACGUGGUCCACUAUUCUCCCCGCCCCCGAGUCGUUCGUGCCCUCUGGCCGCCUCUUCCACGCCGCCGCCGUGGUCGACGACGCCAUGUUCGUCUUCGGGGGCACGAUCGACAACAACGUCCGCAGCGGCGAGAUGUACAGGUUCCAGUUCUCCUGCUACCCCAAGUGCACCCUGCACGAGGACUUCGGCAAGCUGUUGACGGCUAACGAGUUCUACGACGUGCAGUUCCUGGUGGGGCCCGAGCAGAAGAAGAUCUUCGGGCACAUGGCCAUCGUGGCGGCGCGCUCGGCCCACCUGAGGUCGAUCCUGAAGAAGGCGAAGGCCAAGCGGGACGCUCACUUGGAAAAAUUGUUCGGGACGGUGAACGUCCCGUUCAAGGAGGUCCCGCUGGUGGAGAUCGAGUUCCCGGAGGCCAAUCCCGACGCGUUCGAGCUGGUCCUGGACUACAUAUACAUGGACUGUAUCGACCCGACGAAAAAGGGGGGCUUGCCCACGGAGAAUGUUUUGAGGAUGAUGGAUGUGUACAGGCUGGCGGUGGAGUUUGGGAUGGUGAGGUUGGACAACCUGUGCGUUCAGUAUUUGAACUCCUCCAUCAACAUGGCGAACGUUUUGGAGGCUUUGGAGACGGCGCAUAAUUUGAAAUUGACGGUGAUUAAGGAUCAUUGUUUGAGGUUCAUCGUGAAGGAGUCGAAUUACAACGAUAUCGUGAUGUCGACGAAGUUCGAGACUUUGAGUAGUAGACUGAUUAUCGAGAUUAUUAGGUUGAAGCAGACGGCGAGUAAUACGAAAGCUGUGAGUGAGAGUCAGGGCGAGUUGGCUGGGACCACGCUAGAACAAGACAUGGCGUCGUUUCUGAAGUGUCAUGGCGCCCCGUUCUACGACGUUGAUUUGGUGUUGGACGGUCACGUGAUCCCCGCGCAUAAGCCAAUCCUGGCGGCGCGCAGCGGCUACUUUGAGGCGCUGUUUCGCUCCUUCAUGCCCACGGAUUGUAAAGUGAAGAUUCAGAUUGGAGAAAUGAUUCCUUCGCUGCAGUCAUUCCACUCGCUUCUCCGCUUCAUCUACUGCGGAGACGUGAACAUGCCCCCAGAAGACUCCCUCUACCUGUUUUCAGCCCCUUUAUUUUACAGUUUCACGAAUAACAGGCUCCAGGCGUUCUGCAAGCAGAACCUCGAAAUGAACGUGUCGUUUGAGAACGUCAUCCAGAUUUUGGAAGCGGCGGACGGGAUGCAAGCCACCGACAUGAAAAAAUACGCUCUCGACUUAAUCGUCCACCAUUUUACCAAAGUUGCGAAACUACCACGACUAAGAAUGUUGAGUAAAGAAUUAAUUUUGGAUAUUUUAAUGGCGCUGGCGAACGACAUGAGCGAACCUAAACUGUGUCAGGACGUUUCUUCAUCAGCGAGUUUUUCGACCGACGGUACUUAAUUGACAUUGACUUAAGUCGUGAAUUAGAGAUGUGAUUUGUAUACAAGUAUACUAUUGUGAUUUUUUUUAUAGCACCGCUAUUUGUGCAUAUUUUUAGCCUCGGCCACCCCAAACUCAUUAUAGAUGUAUUAAGAUGUAAUUAUGAUAAAUACAUUACAUAACUCCUAAAAA
Zophobas morio is the source of this 2705-nucleotide messenger RNA. RefSeq names its product leucine-zipper-like transcriptional regulator 1 (gene Lztr1). Bases 228 to 2534 code for a protein of 768 amino acids. Gene Ontology annotation, molecular function: protein binding. The transcript is spliced from 5 exons. The record is from RefSeq and is a predicted model, not a curated record. Lineage: Eukaryota; Metazoa; Arthropoda; Insecta; Coleoptera; Tenebrionidae. Gene Ontology annotation, cellular component: Golgi apparatus.